Zea mays is the source of this 2661-nucleotide messenger RNA. RefSeq lists its product as uncharacterized. The transcript has 5 exons. Gene Ontology annotation, biological process: defense response to other organism. Lineage: Eukaryota; Viridiplantae; Streptophyta; Magnoliopsida; Poales; Poaceae. The coding region runs from base 225 to 2417 and encodes 730 amino acids. Gene Ontology annotation, molecular function: ADP binding. The record is from RefSeq and is marked validated.
CCUGACCACACGGCGUCCUUCUCUUGAGCAGCUGGUUGUUGCUCGUUCUCGCUUGGGGGCUGUGUGCCGUCUCACAGCUUGACGCCUCCACCGAUCCUCCACAAGGGGGUUGAAGAGGACUGGAAGGGAUUGAUGAAGGGGUACAAGUCAAAAUCUGCCCUUAAGCAGUUCCAACAGAUGCUCGCAGGACACACUGAGAGAUUUUAAGUGUCGGAAGGGAAAUAAUGAUGGAGACAAUCAUGGUGAGUGCUGCUUGUGGGGUGAUGAAUUCCCUGCUGCGCAAGCUUGCCACUCUACUGGAGAAGGAAUACAUGCUACUGAAAGAUGUGAAGCACAACAUUACCUUCUUAAGAAAUGAGCUUGCUAGCAUGAACUUGCUCCUCUUCAAGCUGGCAGACAUAGAAGAUCUCGACGUGCAAGUAAAGGAGUGGAGGAAUAAGAUCCAAGAACUCAGAACCCGUGUUGUGGAGGAGAGCGAUCGCCGUUAUAGAUACAAGCUGGACGAUUCAACCUUCAGGCCUGAAAUGAUGGAAAUCGACCAUCGUCUCAAGGCGCUCUAUGUUGACACAAACAAGCUUGAGGGCAUUGAUAGCCCAGUGGAACAAAUCAUACAGUGGCUUACAGGAAAUGGGAAACACGAUCAAGAACUAAACAUAAUGGCCAUAGUGGGCUUCGGAGGUUUAGGCAAAACUACCCUUGCAAUGCAGGUAUACAAUAAAUUCAAGGACAAAUUUGAUUGCACAGCUUUUGUGUCAGUGUCAAGAGGCCCCAACAUCAAGAAAGUUUUGAUGGACUUACUUAAAGAUGUGGGAGCUGCCAUUGACACAACAGAUGAUGAGAUGCGUCUCAUCAACAAACUCAAAGGACAUCUCACAAAAAAGAGGUAUUUUGUAGUAAUUGAUGAUUUAUGGGAUGUCUCAGCAUGGAGCUUUAUUACAUGUGCUUUCCAUCAGAAUAACCGUGGGAGUCGAAUAAUCAUAACAACGCGCAAAAUUGAUGUGGCUAAGGCAUGUUGCUUGUCCUCUGGUGAUCAUAUUUAUGAAAUGCAACCCCUUAGCGUUGCUGCCUCAGAAAGAUUAUUUUUUAAGAGAAUUUUUGGUUCUGAAGAAAGAUGUCCUUCUCACCUAAAAGAAGCCUCCAUCAAAAUUCUAAGGAAGUGUGGUGGCCUACCAUUGGCUAUCAUUACUGUAUCAAGCUUGCUAGCUAGUAAAGAUCUGACAUUGGAUCAGUGGAACAGAGUGGCAAAUUCUAUUGGGUCUACACUCGAGAAUAAUCCAGACAUAGAGGUCAUGAGAAAGAUUCUAUCUAUCAGUUAUUUUGAUCUACCACAUUAUCUGAAAACUUGUCUUCUUUAUAUAAGUAUCUUCCCAGAAGAUUACAUCAUAAAUAGAAAGAGUUUGAUAGUUAGAUGGAUUAAUGAAGGAUUUGUUCAAGAAGAAUAUGGGAAAAAUGCACAUGAUAUAGGUGAAAGUUACUUUAAUGAGCUUAUCAAUAGAAGACUGGUCCAACCAUGGUUUAUCGAUCAUGACAGUGGGAGUGUGGUGACUUGUCGAGUUCAUGACAUGAUUCUUGAUUUAAUCAUAACAAAGUCUGUAGAGGAGAACUUUGUUACUUUGUUAGACUCUCGAGAACUUACAUCAAGUCCACAGAACAAGAUACGAAGAUUAUCUAUCCAAUGUGGUGACGGAGAACCACCAGCUUUGGUGCUAGAAGAGUCAACAUCGCUAUCUCAUGUCAGAUCAGUGACUAUCUUUGGGCAUGGGAAGCAACUGCCAUCUCUUUCAAACAUGAAGGCUCUUCGCGUGCUUGACCUAGAAGGUUGUAAGGGAUUAGAAAACCACCACCUGGAAAAUAUAGAGAGGCUAAUCCACCUGAAAUACUUGAACCUUAGAGAAACAGAAAUCACAGAGCUCCCAAAGCAAGUGGUAAAACUCCAGUACUUGGAUACAUUGGAUAUAAGAAACACUGGGGUGAGUGAGUUACCUCCGGCUAUUAUUCAACUUCGGCAAUUGGCUAGGCUGUUCAUUGAUCUUGACACCAGAUUACCAUAUGAAAUUGGUAAAAUGCAAAAUUUGGAAGAGCUGACACAUGUCAAUACGUGUAUGUACCAUAUGAACUUCCUGAAAAAGCUGGCUCAGCUAAGUAAACUUAGAGAGUUGGAGAUAAGUUGGGAUCAUUACGGAACACGAGUUGAUAAAGUUUCUUAUGCGGGUAUUUUGAUACAUUCACUUCACAUACUGGCCACACAUAACCUUCGGUCUCUCACUGUUCACAUCAUGGACGAACAGAGCUUCCCUCUUCAUACCUGGCAUCCUGCUCCUUCUGCACUUCGAAGACUCCACUUCGACAUGAACAACAACGAACAAUUUCCAAAGUUCCAACCUGGGUGGGAUCACUUGUCAAUCUCCAAGAACUAAGCUUCCGCAUUACAAAAAUGACACAAGAUGACCUUGAUGUACUUGGAGAUAUACCGGCUCUUCGCUCUCUUGCCUUCCACAUGGAAAUCUGCACCAAAACUACACCCUGGGAAGAUCCUAGACCCGAGGAUUGGCUUAGGAUCAGAAAAGGGUUUCAAAGUUUGAACUCCUUCCGCUUCGAAUGUGGCCCUUGGGAGUGGAUGUGUCUCAUAUUUGAAGCUGGAUCGAUGCCAAAGCUCGAAAU